GUCAACCUGAAGGAGCAGGGGCAGCUGAUUCGUCAGGACGAGUUCCUGGUGUUCUUCAGGAAGAAAAAGUGUUUCCGCCACAUCUUCCUCUUCCAGGACCUUGUCCUCUUCAGCAAGACUAAGAGGACCGUUGUGGGCAAUGACACUUAUGUAUAUAAACAGUCAUUCAAGGUAUGCAGACUCUCUGUACGAAACACAGCAUAAUAUAUCCCAAUGUGAAACUUGAGCCAAAGCUACCUUCCUUUGAAAUCAUUGAAACACAUGCUCAAGUCAUAAAAGGGCCUUGUGGAGGCCUUGUGUCACAUGAAAAGUAAUAUGUGGAAUUUCCCAUUUUAGCUAGCUACACUCCUACAGUUUAACUUACAGGCCACCUCCUCUAAUGUGUAGCAAAACUGUAUAUGAUUCACUGUACGUUGACACAUACCCUGUUUGUAAAUGAAGAAGGAAACCCGUCUGUCUAGGGUGAUUACUUUCUAAACAAAAAAUAAGAAGAUACGAACACUGCAAUAUCCAUGUAUAGGCUUUUGUAUGCCUUAUAAAGGGUUUAUGAAGACUUCAUAAGCCUUUACAAGUUGUAUUUAUUUUAAAGACCAUGUUUUCUAUUCUGACAGACCUCUGACAUUGGGAUGACCCAUAACUCAGGGGACAGCGGGCUGUGCUUUGAGAUCUGGUUCAGAAGGAGGAAGUCCCAGGACACGUACACCCUGCAGGCCAGCAACAGAGAGGUCAAGGAUGCCUGGACCAAAGACCUUGAGCGCAUCCUCUGGGAGCAGGCUGUACACAACAGAGGUCAGAGGUCACCCCUGAGAUUAACCAGCCAAUCAGAUCUCUCGUGUCCUAAGAUGAUCUGGUCUGUAUUUGAAAACGUUACUAGCAGUCAAAUCCUUGCUUGCUCUGUCAUUAUUUUCUCAAUUCCUCUCAAAGGGCAUUAGAGGUGACGCUCCCAUGGAAAGACUAUGAAUCAUCUCCAAUGCACAAUAACACAAGAACAGAGGAAGAAAGGAUUUGCCAGCUUGUAAAGUUUUCAGAUACAGCCACAGAGAUCAACCUACUAUAUUUUCCCACACUCCCACUGAUCUGAAAAGAGUUGAUGCGUUAAGCAAUGACAUUUAAACCACCACUUUCAACUGUGGUCAUGUGGAACAGAUAAUGAAAAUAAGCCAUUACAGGCUACUGGUGUACAGCUCGCAUCACUUGCCAGUACUUGGCAAGCAACCAAUCCGAUUGUAGGACUUUAAGUGGAAGAAGGGAGGGUCUUGACGGGACGCUCUUGCAACAUAGUUCUACAUUAAAGUGCUGACAUAAUGUCCAAGACACACUGGUGGGAUUGAGACUUGUUCAAUGUUUGAGUUUUCUUAUUGUGUUCCCUAGUAGGUCAAUUACUUGCUUACUAAAUCAUUUUCAUCCCAUUUGGGACAUAGGUAAGGCUACAAUGAGCUCCCUCUACUUCAGGGCUCUCCAAACCUGUUCCUGGAGAUCUACCCUCCUGUAGGUUUUCGAUCCAAACUUCAGUUGUAACUAACCUGAUUCAGUUUAUCAACCAGCUGAUUAUUAGAACCAGGAAGUGGAAGGGGGAAGGGGGAGGAGGUAGGUAACAGGUGACUUGUUUGUCUUUCCUUCAUUAAAGCCCAAAAUUGGCACCAUUUAAAAAUAAACAUAAAUACAAAAAUAUAACAGUUUUAUUUGAGGACCAAAAUGUUGAAAGCGGCACCAUACAGGUUACAACUAGUUAGGAAGAGAUUUUCGAUGUGCCGAUUCUGUGGCACAUGGUUUAUGAACUGAUACGCAAAACAACUCUUGAUUCAAAACGUAGUGUUUUUCAAUUUAAAUUAUUAUACAUCAUUCUUGCCAUAAACAGAAUGUUAUGAAUAUGGGGCAUACAACCAUCUCAGCUCUGCAAAUUUUGCUGCGAAGAGACAGAAUCACUAGAUCAUUUAUUCUGGUAUUGCCCCUAUGUAGCUUGUUUCUGGUCACAGGUUCAGGAAUGGUUAAAAAACCACAACAUUUAUCUCAAAUUAACCCUACAAAUAGCACUGUUGGGAGAUUUGAAAAGCCAUAGUCAAUCAAUCAACAAUAUAAUAAUACUUUUAGUCAAAAUAUUUAUCUUUAACUUAGUCUGUAGAUACAAUGCGAUUAGACAGGUUCAGAGUUAAUGUGACGCCUCACAGCACAGUUGAAAGAUAUAUGGCACAUGGAAAUCAUAAGAGGGUGCUUUACAGAGGUAGAUAGGUGGGAUGGACUGAGAGUAGCUAAGUGGUGGGUUUAAAAGCUCAUGUUCCAUAAUAGUUAUGACUGAAAACACUAUGUAUAAUGUAUAAGUACUAUCUAUCCAGAUGUAAUGUAUAUAAAAAUAUCAAAUUACUUUAUUCUUGCUCUGUAACUACUGUUAAAAAAAGUGCCAUGUAUGUAAAAUGUGUGUAGAAUGUACAUGUAACAACAAAACAAAAAAUUGAGGGGAGGUGGUGUAUGGGUAAAAAAAUCAGGAGCGCUAGAUUAGGGGGGGGAAAAACACAGAAUAGAAGAAUAAUAAUUAUAGAAUCAGGAACGCUAGAUUAGGGUUGGAGCGAAAACCUACAUGAUGGUAGCUCUCCAGGAUCAGGGUUGAAGUGAAAACCUAUAGGAGGGUAUCUCUCCAGGAUCAGGGUUGAAGUGAAAACCUAUAGGAGGGUAUCUCUCCAGGAUCAGGGUUGAACUGAAAACCUACAGGAGGGUAUCUCUCCAGGAUCAGGGUUGAAGUGAAAACCUAUAGGAGGGUAUCUCUCCAGGAACAGUGUUGAAGUGAAAACCUAUAGGAGGGUAUCUCUCCAGGAUCAGGGUUUGAAGUGAAAACCUACAGGAGGGUAUCUCUCCAGGAUCAGGGUUGAAUUGAAAACCUAUAGGAGGGUAUCUCUCCAGGAUCAGGGUUGAACUGAAAACCUACAUGAUGGUUAGCUCUCCAGGAUCAGGGUUGAAGUGAAAACCUACAGGAGGGUAUCUCUCCAGGAACAGUGUUGAAGUGAAAACCUACAGGGUAUCUCUCCAGGAACAGUGUUGGAGAGCCCUGCAGUCUACUUAUUUCUGUCUAUGGUAACAUGUUGUACCUCGCUCCAAGAAUAGUAGAGCUCUGACAGUUCAUCUAGGUCAAUGUUUUAAUGUUAUUAUUGUGGUUGCUUUAUUCCAGAGAUCUAUAUGCAGGAGAGGGUGUUCAUGGGUAUCGGGAACAAGCCCUUCAUGGAUAUCCAGCCUAGUGAUGCGGCCAUCAACGACAGGGCAGUCAACUGUGCUCUGAUGGGAAGAGGUACAAAGCCGUAGCAUACUAUAGAGAUUAUAUUAGGACAAGUUUAAUGCCAUUGGAAUUCAAUUAAUCCCAUUGUUAUUACGCGUUAAUUCAUCAAAUUCAUCUAAUAUUGUAAUUAGACUAUGAAUGGAACGGAUAUUCAGAUUAAGAAAUUAACACUAUCAUAGAUGUUUUUCCCAAGUCCUAGUUGUUCCUUCUUUGGCAAUUCUCUUGUUGUCUCAAUCCCGUCCUGUCCCGUCUCGUACAAUUUGAUCUCAUCUGACCCUCCCAGAAUCCAAGGCAUUUGCCCCCUCGGGGACGUCUGGUUCGCUGGGCGGGUUUCCUGUGCUGCAGCCAAACUCCUUUGGCUCGGGGAGCUGUUUGUCGACCUCCGGCAGCCACUCCUCUUCCUCCUCGGGGAGAGGGUCCCUGUCCUCCCCAGUGGCGGGGUACCUGUGCGGCCCAAAGCUGAGGGGGGCGGCUGGGGGUCACGGGGGGUAUUCGGAGCGCCCUGGGGUCCUGGAGGAGGAUGACAUGGACCAGGAGAGCGGGAGUCAGAAUCUACUGAGUGAGUGGCUUUAAUAAGGAAGGUAGCGUGUUUGAAAUGUAAAACAUGCUAAUUUGAGGGAUAUUGACUUGUAUUGGUCUUUCGAUGAAAGUGCUUAAGUUAUCAUUUGGUGACAGCAACCAGGUAAAGAAAACCAAAGCAUUAAUUGUUGUCUCUCCUUGUCCAAAUCCUGCUUAAAGAGUAAGGAAACAAAUGUAAUUGUUAUAAUUUGGGUGAACUAUCACUUUAAGUCUCAUGUGUCAGACUCUCUUCCUCACGUCAAGCCGAAGCAUCUGCUGUCAACAACACAAUAUUUCUCUUAAAACAGUGCAGAGGUGGAAGAUUGCUGUAGGUGUCUAGGUAACUGCUGUUUGACUUCACAUUAAACUAAAGUACAGUUUUUAAUCCUGGUGUUAAACUAGUGCGUUGCAGCUAAUUGCUAUAUGACGUGUUUGUGGAAUGAUAAGUCUAAUAUCGACUGAGGGGAUGAAGCUACAGCAGCUCUAGUCAAUCUUGCUUGUUUUCUCUGUUUUCAAAAUAGCAUUUGAGUGUUUAAAUUGUGAAGAAAUGUAUUAUAUUAGCUGUAACUUGAUAGAAAUUAAUUGGAGGAGGGCUGUCUGUUUUACUGUCUGGCUACUGUGGAUGCCUCAACACAGACCAAAUCUGGUCAAAUGGGCUUUUGCCAGCCAGGCAAUAAAUUCCAUGUGUGCUUUACUGUUAACAUAAGAGGGGCUCUAUGUUCUACUAUAUGAUGUAACUAAAGACAGAGAACUUCCAGGCAUAAAGCGGAUCAGUUUAUUCUUUUAAAUCAGAAUGAAUAAGCACUCCUACUCUGAGAUGGUUUAAGAAUAUGGACCCUGGUGUGUACAGCCACUUAAUCCUUUCAGAUUAGAAUUUGGACACUAGUCUUAAAGUUUUCCUUCCUAUUCCAGUGGACAGCUCCGAGUCUUCGGGAGAGAGCGUGAGCGGCGGCUUCAGCAGCUCUGCCUCCUCCGUCGUCAGCCUGAAGGAGGCGCUAGCCCGCAGACCUGAAGACAAUGACCCACAAAGCCAAGAGUCCCAUCUGGUCUACAGUAAAAACCACCUCACCCUCGUUCCCACACCAAACCACCGGGCCUGACUAAGGAUCCUCCCAAGGUGUGGGUUGAGACUAACCAUGAGCUUUUCAAUUUCCCAUGAAUAUCAUGCUAUUAGGCUGAAUCCUAAGUCAGAUGUUCACUUAACCAUGCGUUGAUGUUGUGCACCGGACACCAGGUCUGCCUUUCCUCCUGUGUCUCCCCUCUUCAUCUCUAUCCCCAACUACAUAUGUACCGUUUAAAUAAAGCAUAAAAAAGUUAACCUUUAAAAAAAAAGAAUCAUGCUAUGAUGUCAGUGGGAGGCAUGAACUGAUGUUCUGGUCAUUUUCCCCACAGGUUCAAAAUGCGGUCAUUGGAAAGUCAACUGAGGUUUGA
Molecule: messenger RNA, 5254 nt
Organism: Coregonus sp. 'balchen'
Lineage: Eukaryota; Metazoa; Chordata; Actinopteri; Salmoniformes; Salmonidae
Source: the annotation of a GenBank genome assembly